GGGCACACCUGGGGGCCCCUGUCUGAGCCUCAGUCUCCUUAGCUAUAAAAUCAUAGGCACCACAGGGUUUUGUCUAUUUCACCUCUGUAAAAUGCUUAAAAAAUAAAGACUCCUCACCCACUGCCUCCCAGGGAGGUACAGCCAAGGUCCUGGCCCAGAGCGAGCGCUCCUUCAUCUGACCUCACUCUUGACCUUCUGGAAUGCUCUGUCCCUCCUCCAAGGCCCCCAGCUGGGGCGUCCAGGCGCCUAUAACAGGGGUCCAGCUACCCCGGCGCUCUCACCACCAUGGAUCCCAUGGAUCCUAGCCCGCCGACCUGGGCGCUGGUGCUACUGGUCCCCGUGCUGGCGCUGGCGCUGGGCCCUGCACCCGACCCCGAGGCGUCACCGGAGAAGCUGUGUGGUGCCCACUUCGUGCGCACGCUGGUGCGAGUGUGCGGGGGCCCGCGCUGGUCCCCUGAGGCCGGGCAGCCCGCGGCCCGCGGCGACCGUGAGCUGCUGAAGUGGCUGGAGGGACAUCUCCUCCAUGGGCUGGUGGCCAACAGGGACCUGUAUGGGAUCAAAUUGACAACAGUAACUUGAAGAUUAGAUAGGAACCUUAGGGGCAGUGCAUCUGUUAACAGGGGAGGAACAAGUCAGAAAAGGAGAAUGAGAAUG
Molecule: messenger RNA, 654 nt
Organism: Trichechus manatus latirostris (Florida manatee)
Lineage: Eukaryota; Metazoa; Chordata; Mammalia; Sirenia; Trichechidae
Gene: INSL3
Product: insulin like 3
Exons: 2
Coding region: 286-579 (97 amino acids)
Biological process (GO): adenylate cyclase-inhibiting G protein-coupled receptor signaling pathway
Molecular function (GO): G protein-coupled receptor binding
Source: RefSeq, a predicted model, not a curated record